Molecule: messenger RNA, 685 nt
Organism: Drosophila sechellia
Lineage: Eukaryota; Metazoa; Arthropoda; Insecta; Diptera; Drosophilidae
Exons: 3
Coding region: 85-525 (146 amino acids)
Source: RefSeq, a predicted model, not a curated record
ACUCUGAGAAACAUUUCAGAUCGCUCAGCAAACUUCGUUCGCAUUGUUACUCACUUUUCCGACACGCACACAAUCACAGUCAAAAUGGCCUGCAAAAAGAAAACCAAACUGUGGGAACCAAUGACCAAGGAUGAAUUGAAGUCCACCACACAGGCGAUGCUCGAGGAGGGCGCCAGGGGUUUAAGGACGAUUUCUACGCAGCAGAAAAAGCUGGUCAACUUUCAGUCGUUCAAUAUGGAUGAUCCCCGUUACGGAAUUUCCCUAGUCGAGGACAACAUGGAACCCCCCAUGUUGUCGAGCUACACAAGGCAAUACUCCCAGCCGUAUCCAAAUCGUUGUAAGCCCUUUGUUGUAAAGACGGAAACACCAGAUCCCAUAUUCAAUCGAAAACCGAAAAACGAUUUUGAGUUUACCACAGGACUGGAUUUUAAGUUUCUCGAUGAUCACAUGCACAAUCUUUCCGAAACACGCAAGAAAGUCAACUUCUUUCGGCAAUUGAGGAAUCAAUCAUUUCUUCAGUAUUGACAAGGGCUAAAGUUGUUCGGGCUAAAAUUACAAAACCAAAACUAUUAAUUUGUAACAAUUUGACUCCAUCAUCGGCAAAGUCACGCAACGUGGCUCCUAUUUUAAGAGCUUUCAAUUGUGCCAUGAUUAUAAAUUACCCCUCAUUAUGUUCCGGGAAAAA